AUGGAAGAGAAGACGAUCCCUACUGAUCUCAUAAUCGAUAUACUGUCUAAACUGCCGAUGAAGUCCUUAGCUAGAUGUCGUUGCGUAUCGAAGCUCUGGGCCUCAAUAGUUGAUCUUCCCUGUACAACAGAGUUAUUCACCACCCGAGCUUCAGCUCACCCGCAGCUAUUGUUCGUCUACAGACAAAAAUACAAGCUUGUAUUCCUUUCGUUACCUCAGCCUCAGAAUCUUGAUAAGAACUCGCCUCCUCAGAAUCUUGAUAAGAACUCGCCUCCUGUAGCUGUCAAGCAUCUAUCGUGUAUCCCCUUUCGUGGUUCUUCUUGUUACGUUAGUGGUCAUGUCCAAGGCUUGGUAUCUCUUAGAGUUAUACAUAAGCGGAUGUCACUACAGAUAAUAUGUAACCCUAGCACAGGACAAGCUUUAACCUUACCGAAAAUAAAGAGUAGCAGCUUUAUAUUUAGGGUGAGAAGCAUUCUGGGGUAUGAUCCCAUUGAUAAUCAAUUCAAGGUAUUGUCCUUAUCAGGGUACUCAAAAAUAACUCCUCUUGAUCAGCAGCAUCAAGUUCUGACAUUGGGAACUCAAGAACUUAAAUGGAGAACGAUCAAGUGUUCCACACCCCAGCAUUCUUUCAAACACGGGAUAUGCAUCAACGGUGUUUUGUAUUGUCCAGUUCGUGCACCAGGAAGAAAUCAUAUGAUAGGUUGUUUUCACGUUAGGUCUGAGAAGUUCACUUUUAUUAAAGUGAAAACAACUUUUAUCAAAGCAGUCUUUCAUGGCACUCUGAUAAACUACAAUGGCAAAUUAGGUUCACUUGUAUCUGGUGGGUCUCGCUUCGCUGAUGGAGCAAGUAGAAGUUUUCAGUUGCUUGUUAUAGGAGAUUUUGAAAAGCAGGAGUGGUCCACGCAUAAUUACGUGUUACCUCGUCUUUGGAAGAACUUAGUUGGAAGAGCCGUGCUACGGUUAGUUGGAUUUGUUGGUACCAAUGAAAUUGUCUUCUCGCACCCUUCCCAGGUUAUCUACUACAAUAUCGAGAAACGUACUAUCCUAAAAGUUGCUAUCCAAGGGGCAGAAGCGCCUCAGUAUAAUUUUGUCAUCACCUUUCUAAACCAUAUGGAGGAUCUCAAAUUUACGCAUGCGUUUAAGUAA
Molecule: messenger RNA, 1146 nt
Organism: Brassica rapa (field mustard)
Lineage: Eukaryota; Viridiplantae; Streptophyta; Magnoliopsida; Brassicales; Brassicaceae
Product: putative F-box protein At2g19630
Molecular function (GO): protein binding
Source: RefSeq, a predicted model, not a curated record